Molecule: messenger RNA, 2230 nt
Organism: Punica granatum (pomegranate)
Lineage: Eukaryota; Viridiplantae; Streptophyta; Magnoliopsida; Myrtales; Lythraceae
Source: RefSeq, a predicted model, not a curated record
CAAUCCCAUUGACUGUCCACAUAAAAAUCAGAACAUUGACUCUGCUCUUUCCUCUGUUUCAUUGGUGCUCGCCUCUGUUCCAGCUCUGCCCAAUCUCAUUCUUACCGUUUUCGAUUUAGGAUUUUGUUUCUAUUUUUGGAAAGGGAAAUAUAUUCUAAUACGGUUGAUGUUCCCUCCCACGGGCUCCAACUGAAAGUGGAAAUGGCCGGACCCGCAUCUAGCCCCAUCGAACCCAGAAUCAGAGCCUCCGCUUCGUCACCAGAAGAAGAGAACUUCCGGAGAGAGACUGAGAAGAAGUAUCUCAAAGAUGUGGAAAUUGCUGUCCACCUUCCCGUUCGAGAUUGGGACCUUAACUGCAAGAAACCAACCUUCAGCCUCCUCCUCAUCUUCAUCUUGUGGGGAUCUUUCCGAACACUAUACCACUCUUCGACGAUUUUUAUCGCCGAUCUUCCCUCCACUUCCUCCCCUCGUCCGCAUAGCCUGGCCUCUCUGAAGACUCAAACAGCAGAGAGCCUUGCCCAGGAUCCUCGAUACUUAUCCUCUUUAAACAUCGACUGGGAUGAAAUCUCAAGAAUUAUCGAGAAGCUAAAUAAUUUAGACGAGUAUCCAGGAAUUGGACUGCUAAACUUUGAUGAGAAAGAAAUUGGCCAGUGGAAGCAACUGUUUCCAGAGACCGAGCAACUCAUCUUGCACCUAGAACGUGCUCCUGGAAACUUAACAUGGGAGAUGCUAUAUCCCGAAUGGAUAGAUGAAGAAGAAGAGUCGGUGAUUCCCUCUUGCCCUUCUCUUCCUCAACUUCAAGUUCCCCAUAAACCGAGGAUCGAUCUCAUUGCUGUGAAGCUUCCAUCAGGGAGAUCCUCGAGAGACGUGGCUCGAUUGCACUUGCAGCUCGAAGCUGCUCGACUCGCUGCAUCUUCCAAAAUUCAGCAUCAAAUUCAUGUGCUUCUCGUGACCGAUCACUUCCCGAUCCCGAAUCUCUUCUCAUGCAAGGAAUUAGUUGCUCGAGAGGGGAAUGCUUGGCUUUACAAGCCCGACCCGUUUAGGCUGCUAGAAAAGGUUCGGCUUCCCAUCGGAUCUUGUGAACUGGCCUUGCCUAUCGAGCCUGAAGGGCCAUUUUAUUCGGAGGGAUCAGGUCGAGAAGCCUAUGCUACAAUCCUUCACUCUGCCCAAGCUUAUGUCUGCGGGGCUAUUGUUGCAGCACAGAGCAUAAGAGCCACCGGCUCAAACAGGGACCUUGUGGCACUUGUCGAUGAAACAAUCAGCGAUGAUGACAGAGUAGGCCUGGAGGCUGCAGGCUGGAAAAUCUACACGAUUCAGAGGAUAAGGAACCCAAGGGCCCAGGAAGGGUCCUACAACGAGUGGAACUAUAGCAAGUUCCGCCUCUGGCAGCUGACUGACUAUGACAAGAUAGUCUUCAUCGACGCCGACCUCCUUGUCCUCAGGAACAUAGAUUUCCUCUUCGGAAUGCUUGAAAUCUCUGCCAGGGGAAACAAUGCCACGCUCUUCAACUCGGGGGUGAUGGUGAUCGAGCCCUGCAAUUGCACGUUCGAUCUAUUGAUGGAUCACAUCGACGAGAUUGUUUCCUACAAUGGAGGUGACCAAGGGUACUUGAACGAGAUGUUCACAUGGUGGCACCGGAUGCCGAGACGCAUGAACUUCUUGAAGCAUUUCUGGGAAGGAGACAGCGAGGAGAGCAAAAGGCGGAAGACCGACCUGUUUGGGGCGGACCCUCCCGCUCUAUACGUUAUCCACUACUUGGGACAUAAGCCAUGGCUUUGUUUCCGGGACUACGACUGUAACUGGAAUGUGGGAUUUUAUCGGGAAUUUGCAAGCGACGCAGCCCACAAGACAUGGUGGAAGGUCCAUGACUCGAUGCCCGGGAAUCUACAGAGGUAUUGCCUGCUCAGGACGAGGCAGAAGGCCGCCCUCGAGUGGGAUCGGAGGCAGGCCGAGAUGGCAAACUUCGAGGAUGGACAUUGGAGGAUGGAGAUCAAUGAUGACAGGUUGCGUACAUGUGUUGAGAACUUUUGCUCUUGGGAAAGCAUGCUGCUGCACUGGGGUGAGCAGAAUUGGGCUGACAAUUAAUAUCGCCAUUCAUCGCAAAUGAUGAUUGGAGAGAGAUUGUUUCAGAUUUCAAGUGUAAAUGAUGCCAUUGGCUGUCAUCUGUAUACACGAUGAUGCGUAUGAUUAUUACCCCUAAUCAUGAAAAAUAUCUCACGUGUGAAUCGUA